Knipowitschia caucasica is the source of this 372-nucleotide messenger RNA. NCBI's taxonomy places the organism in Eukaryota, Metazoa, Chordata, Actinopteri, Gobiiformes, Gobiidae. The record is from the annotation of a GenBank genome assembly.
AUGAAUGAGGCAAUUGGCCAAAGGCCAUCGGUCAGACCACUCAGCCUCUACUCAACAGGUCCGAGCUGUGCUGUGUUGGACCUCAGCAAGAGCACAGAUGGAGAGGCCACAGCAUCUGCAUCAGCUGGGGGUCCACACAGCUCAGAGGGUUCCACAGCAGAAAGUUCCCCGGAAAUGUCUCUGCAGAUGCCAGGGAGGAAACGCAGGAGUGAUGGGAAUGCAGCAGAGGCGGUGAAAGAAUGGUGCACAAACCUGGAGAAGAGGCAUGAGGAAGAUGAUGCCCGAGACGCAGCCUGGCUGAACCACUCCCAGCAGCAAAUGGACAAAAUGCUCGACCUGGUCGGCAGACUCGUUGACCACCUUACAAAGUGA